This is a messenger RNA of Nematostella vectensis (starlet sea anemone), 2266 nucleotides long. Its product is annotated as solute carrier family 13 member 5. The coding region runs from base 1 to 1941 and encodes 646 amino acids. Gene Ontology annotation, biological process: monoatomic anion transmembrane transport. NCBI's taxonomy places the organism in Eukaryota, Metazoa, Cnidaria, Anthozoa, Actiniaria, Edwardsiidae. Gene Ontology annotation, molecular function: transmembrane transporter activity. Gene Ontology annotation, cellular component: membrane. The transcript is spliced from 13 exons. The record is from RefSeq and is a predicted model, not a curated record.
AUGGCCGCCAUGUUUAUCCCACACAGCCUCGCUUUCGCGUCUAUACCCAGGACUCCGCUUUCAAGGGGAAAACAUACAAUCAGAGUUCGGGACAUCCGAAGAAGCUUAUUCAAGUCUCCUUUUGGGAAAGAAUGUUUUCUUAGAGGACAACUCUUGCAAGUGAAAAUGAAGUUGUUUCUGAAGCAGCUACUGUCGUGGCGACGGUACCUGAUCCUAAUCUUGACUCCAGUGUUGUUCGCUCCGAUCCCGAUUAUUCUACAAGCAAGGGAAGCCCGUUGCGCCUAUGCUAUUCUCAUCAUGGCCAUCUUCUGGGUGACGGAGGUCAUUCCUCUGGCUGUCACGGCUUUGUUACCGCUGGUUCUCUUCCCGAUGCUCGGCGUACUCAGUGCUCAGGAAGCGAGCCUGCCUUAUUUGAAGGAUACCACUGCCCUGUUUAUCGGCGGGCUCAUCGUUGCGGUGGCGAUUGAACACUGGAAUCUCCACAAGAGGAUUGCGUUACGCGUGCUGCUAUUGGUGGGAUCGCAGCCAAGAAGGUUGAUGCUGGGCUUCAUGGCGAUCACUGCCUUUCUUUCUAUGUGGAUCAGUAACACCGCCACCACCGCUAUGAUGGUGCCGAUAGCUGAAGCCGUGUUACAGGAGCUCAAGCGCGACAAGAUUGACGCAGUGGAGGGGGGUGGGGAAAAAGAUAGCAAAGCGCUUAUGGACGAGGGGAAAAGGAACGAGACGGAGGCUGAGCAAGGUGUAACGCCGUCACGUGAUCAAGUCACCAAAAGAAGUAAUCAGUCAGAAGAAAGAGACAGUGACGAGGAAGAGGAAGACGUGUUUUUCGGGCGGAUGAGCAAAGCGCUGGUGUUGUGUGUCGCCUACGCUGCUAAUAUCGGCGGCACGGCCACACUCACCGGGACUGGGUCCAAUCUCGUGUUCAACGGACAAGCACAAAGCAUCUUUCCGGACAGUCCGGCGGUCGGAUUCGGACAAUGGUUCAGCUACGCCUUUCCUCAGAUGAUUCUGCUUGAGCUUGUGGCGUGGGCGUGGUUACAGGUCUACUUUCUCGGGUGCUGUAGCUGCAAAAAGACAACAGACAAAGACAGAAUGCAGCACCAAGCGAUCAACAGAGUUCUGCGGAAACAGUACGCGGACAUGGGAAGCAUGACAUUCGCAGAACACGCGGUCCUUGGCCAUUUCGUCGUGCUGGCGCUGCUGUGGCUGUCACGUGAUCCCAAGUUUAUGCCAGGAUGGGCCGUCAUGUUUGCAAAAGGUUACGUAAAGGAUGCAACGGCGGCGAUGCUGAUUGCGUUCUCGUUGUUCGUGUUCCCGAGUCAGAAGCCAAAGAUUUUCUGUUGGAACCCAGAUGGUGGAGUGCAUAAGCCGCCACCUAACCUUCUCACGUGGAAUACAGUGGCGCAUAAGAUGCCGUGGAACGUCGUGUUUCUUCUCGGAGGGGGCUUCUCACUCGCACAAGGAGCAAAGGAAUCUGGGCUCUCGGAGUGGUUAGGAGAGCAGUUGAGCGGACUUAAGGUGGUCCCUGACUAUGGUAUCGUCAUCAUAGUGUGUGUUAUGCUCACUGGCUUCACUGAAAUUACAUCUAACGUUGCCACGGUUACCAUAUUCCUGCCUAUUCUCGGCACAGUGGGCCGGAGUAUCGGAACCCACCCAUGGUACCUUAUGAUCCCCGCCACUAUAUCCUGUUCAUUCGCCUUUAUGUUACCUGUCGCAACGCCUCCUAACGCCAUCGUGUUCUCGUAUGGGCAUUUGAAGGUCAAAGACAUGGCAAAGGCUGGAUUUGGUAUGAACGUGAUUUGCAUUACUGUCCUCCUUAUCUGUCUACAUGUGUACGGUACUAGCCUUUUCGGCCUGGACACUGUCCCGGACUGGGCCAAGUUUAGCACGAUUAGUGGUGCAAGAAACACCAGUCUUGUUUGUCGUAACGUGACUAUUUAGAACAUGUGAGAACGUCCUGUUUGGGCUGGAUGUGAUCCUCGGCAGGGCCAAGUUAAGCACGACUAUUUGUACCAAAAAAAAAAAAGGGUAGACCAGGACCGGACUAGAACCAGGCAUAGCCUAAACUCAAGCCUGAUUAUUCUCGGAAUGUCUCAACUCUUAUCAACCACAGAAAGCCCAAUUAGAAACCCUGGUUAGAACGCCUGGUCCGUUUCGAGUCUUUGGAUCAUUUCGGGUCCUGUACAGUCCUUUUUAAGUUAUUCAAAGCGAGCAUUUUUCACGUCUAUGUGUCCCCGUGAAUCAAUAAAACACAAUUUUUACCAAA